CCAUUUUGAUGUAUACAAUUACAAGGCGUCUGUGUGCCUAGGUAGAGCUACUUCUCUUCUGAUUCUGUGUGAAUGACUGCAGCACUUGGCGUUUGAUUCUUUCAUUUUCUUGUCCUUCACCCUGAUGUUAGUUUUUUUAUUUCUUUGCUCUCGGACGGAAAUGAAAUUUAAACUGAGACAAACUACACUAAUAUGCUUGGAAGACCACUUCUUUGGCCUUGGAUCACAAUCAGUUGAAGCUGAUGACACAUUUACCACCUCCUCGCUAUCAACAUUAUGGAGGGUGCGUGAGUGUUGGUAUUUUUCUUUCUUUGUUCUUUCGUAGGCGUAUUUACUCGUCUCCGUAAUGAAGUUUCUUGAUCACAUUUCAUACCGGCUGCGAUUGUAGCAAGAGUUUAUUGCCCGUCUUUGUCUUUGAUGAAGCCUGCACUUCUAUAGUGGCGAAAAGCGAAGCCACGGCCGGCUCCACCGCCUGUGUUUAAGUAGGUAAAAGAUGGCAGAGGAAGAAAAAGGGCUGGAGAUGGGCUAUAGGCCUGGCGAGCUCCUCUCCCAGCAAGAUGAGACCGAGCUAUUGCUAAAGAGAGGGAGGGCGAAUCUGUGCCAUCACCUGAUGAUACUCGGGAAGUCCGCCAAGCAGAUGUUGGUCAACAAGCAUGGGCCAAUACGUUUCAGCACGCUGAUGGGGUUUACGCUCUUAAAUCGACGCAUUCACACGCUUGGAGGACACGCACAAAUACGCCCAAUUGUGUAGCCAACACGUUCUUGUGACAAGGGCGCGCGAAAUUUACAGCAUGGCACUACAUUGACUUUUUUGCAGCGAAAGAGGAUGCGGUGCUGGGAUUUGAUUUGCUUUUCCAGCACAUGCAUGAUACUAGAAGAAACUGCAAUCUUUCUAAAAGCGAAAAUCAAAAUGAUACACACAACAUUGGUCAGUUUUUUUCUUUUGUGGACAUGGACACGGCCACUUUCAAUUUAAAUUCGAUCGUGAUCUUCUGCGUGUGGUCUGUGGCCGCAUUUUCAGGCCAUAAUGCUAGUGAGUAUCUCGCACAAGGAGAUCGUGAAGUACCAACAGUCGCUGCCCGCCUAUCUUCAAAAAAACACGAACCCACCGACAUUCAAUUACAAUUUUGUCAUGCAGGAGAAAGUGCAGAAAGGGAAAGUCACAGUCAAUUUCCUGUGCUUGUCUUGCACGAUAUGGAUGGGGGUGUUUUUUUUUGCUGUGGAUAACAUGGGCCAGACCUUGAAGCGCCUGGUAAGGGACGCAUCGUACGGCGGUCCGACUCCGGAGAAAUUCAACGAAGACAAAUUCAGGACAGAAGUGGUGGUCGCAAGAGUCCAAUUCAACGAGGUAUUUCUAUAUGAUGUGAAUGAUGUUGUAGCUCAUCUUACAUUUUCAUUUUCUGGCUCGUCGCGUUUUCCUUGUCUCGUACUCGUUCAAGAAAAUUCAUUGAGUAUCAAUAUAAUCACUUGUGAGGCGAUGUCACAUAUAUUUAUAUUUUAUUUCUAGUACCCUGGCCCAGCUAGGUGAUGAGGAUGAUGCAAAUCACUUUCUUGUCGCUAUGAAAGAAAGUGACCAUAACGCUCUUGUCUAUUUUUUUUUACGGAUAAAGGAUAUUUUUAUUAUUUUGAUAUUUCCCUCGCGUGCAGCUCGAAGAUCAAUGCACAAAGGGUAUUCGUGCGCUUGUUCACAAAUCUUGUUUAAUAUUCUUCCUUGCAGGUCGUCGACAAGGUCUUCCACGAGAUACUCAGAGCGCUUCAGAACGGGACCCUCGCGGCCCUUGGUGAAGGCAACAAUGACAUGAAUAUUUUGAACGACCAGUAUGCUGCGGAAUUGACGAAGGUUCUGUAUUACCUCAAGACAAACAAAGAAGGUGAAUCGGUCAAGAUUCCGCACCACAAGAUAUGCCAUGAAUAACUCUUCAGAUUUUUAACUACUUACAAAUAUAAACAUGCUUUACAUUUGCAUAUGUGCGAACAGACACGCAAUCUCAACCAAAAAAUGAUCAAUGUCAAAGCGAGCUCUUAAAAUACCGACCGCUGUGUAGACCUGCUUAACUCAGUACCGAUAGUGGCUCAGAAGCUCUGGAAACAGGUGCAAUGCGACUAAGUAAAAGGGGCAAGGCGAGGACUAGCAAUCUGCAGGAGAAAGCCCGUGCGGUUGCCAAGUGCAACAAGGAGCUAUCUUGCAUUGAUGCGUGGCAUUGUGCUAAUAGCUAUCGCUUUGAAAUACGCGGUCAAAACUGUAAGAGUUGUUUGCGUUAUACCCGGAACAAGAUUUUUUCUCGCGUAACCCGCAGUACACCAAAUACGCUUACCGAUGGGAAGGAGGUGCGAUCUCGACUAUCAUUGAGUUGUGAUAUGUAUGUAAAGAGAAAGAGUGGCGCUCUUUUGUGAUUGCACCCGCCAAGAAAAAUCCCUUGCUUGGAAUGCAGCUUUAUGUAUUCAGAAGCAUAUACGGACUUACCAGAAGAAUGGAUGUUCACGCUGAUCGACAUGAUUUUUCUUCCGACGGAAAACACACAGCACAAAGUGAACCCUCAAAGUUCGCAGCGGGAGCCUUGUCGUUGUUAGUUUCUUGGUACCGGAGGUGAAUAUGUUGUUGUGCUUCAAUCUGCAUGACAAUGAAAUCUCCAUGGGAAUAGAAUGAUACUUUUUAUCAGGAGGUAGAAGAAUGUCGCAUACUUCUGCAGGUAUCGCCGGCGUUUUAGUUUUUCAGAGCAAGAAACUACCUGUAACCGGUGAAAUUGAUCCAAGAGACGACAGAUCGAGCGCAUGGCGACACCCACACCUGCCCAGAUAUGCAUUGUAAAUAUGUCUGGGUCCUCUGGAGGAAAAAACGAGAUUUGUGAUGGUGCUACCUUUGUAUGCUACAAAAAACUGUAUUGCAUGAGCAGCAACUUCUCAUGCAGGAGCAGCAACUUCUCAACUACAAAAAACUGCAUUGCAUGAGCAGCAACAGGCGCUUAGAUUUUUGCCACCGCAAGAGCGCACUUCUCAUGCAGGAGGGGCAUAUUAAUCAACCCUUUCCGAGAGGUGUGAUUCUUUAGCAUGCAUUACAGGUGGCAACGUGGUGUGGGUCUGUCAUGUACAAUUUCGCAUGACAAACUGAAACUACCCCAAUCUCCCAGACCCAGACAUAUUUGCACUUGAUACCGGAGGACGAACGGUGGCGCGACUGUGAAAGACUUGGGCCCCGUCGUCCGGGCAAAGUAGUUGUUGCCCUUGCCGCAAAAUAUCGCAGAAAUAUGCACGUUGCUGCAACUGGUUGGCGGAGUUGCCGAGAGCCAGUGGCCGGGCCCUCGGGGCCUGUAGUGUUCGGGCGGGUUAUUUUCCCAUCCUCGUGACAGUGGCAAUCCGUAGAAGCCGUUUUCUCAUGAAUAGACCAAGUGUAGUGCCCAGCCUAGGGGGUGUCCGUUUGGACUCACCGGCGUACGCGCAUUUUUGCAACCACAUUGUGAUUAGCAGACUCCUUCUUGGGCCUACGGGUAGGGGUACUGGUAGCGUCGCUGGUCCUUGUCCUCUGCCAUCUCCCGACAGGAUCGAUCUGGCGCUCAAUGCCGCACCUUGUGCUUUGUGCACCCACCCCACGGACCCGUAGCGUCCGUAAGCCUGGUUCCUCACUAGGGGAACUAGCGCAGAAGUGUCUUAAGGAUGACAAAAGGAGCGAGCAUCACACUCAUAAAUUGGCAUGGCACAGGAGUACGAGGGGGAUUUUUCUUGGGCCGAGGAGUAUUCCAAUUCCCUGUGUUCACUCAUUUCUCCUCUAUAUAUCGGAUUUCAGAAGGCAGUGCGUCGCAUUGCAGCAUCGUCACAAACGCUCCGGCUUGCAAAUGUCUCAAAGAACGUGCAUCACACACUCGGGCGCUCUUCUUUGGUUGGUAGAGGUUCGAGGAAAAUCUUCACUCCGAGUGAAAAAACUCCGCGAUAUAGUAUUCAACACGCACAUUGCAUGCGCACUUCGCAUCUGAAGUAGGCAUCUGCACCGAAAGGGUGAGCAGUUGAAACCAAACCCAACGAUGGAGGUGGGCAGGCUCUUCGUUAAGAGCACGGCCCUUCGUCAAAAGAUCCCGCGCUGCGACUUUGCAUUAGUCACAUCACGCAGCUUCUAGGCGGGAGUAUGUUGAUGAUAAUAGCUAGAGGCCCACUGCAUGCUGUGCAGAAGAAACGAAAAACAGGUCUGGUGUAAUUAGUAAAAUUAAGAUAUAGAUACUGUGACAAUAAGUACUGCCUUCGCUUUUUUCCUGCGAUAUUGCACGGUCUACAAACUUUAUCGCGCACGAAAGCUGUGCCGUCACUGGCCGUUAGUGUGUGUGUGUGUGUGUCUUUCCAAUCUUAUUGCAGUUGUAAGAUGGCCGCGGCCGCAAAUAUCUUCAAAUGCAAAUAUGUCUGGGUCUGGAAGAAUGCAAGAGUUGUCAUGCUGCUCGGCUAGCAGAACACUAAAGUGAAAGAAAAUCUGUAAUGCUCAUGCACGUUACCCAAAAGCCCCAGUUUUCUUUUAUUUCUGUGAUGCAGAGACGCAGUCUGUCAUGCUCACCUAGCUAGAAGCUCAGAAACUUGUCACACUUAGCCACCACUUGUGAUUGUGGCCUCCCAUUCAGCAUAUAAGCAGAAGCGACCCACUUCCAUGCAUUUUCUGCUUGACUAGCAUUGGCCUUGAAGCUGCCUAUUAGUGCUCCUUUGCGCGACAAAUUGCGUGGGGAUAGUUUAUUUCUUCUUGGAUGUCGAUAUUGGAAGAUAUGGAUUUAUUGGAGUGACGCUGCGAUCAUCUGCGGCACAGCUUGCUUCUGGGAUAUCAUCAUGGAGUAUUGGGAGAGAUUCAACAAACAAGAUGGCCUCCUCGACAUCAUACUGAGAAACGAGUACGUUUACCUUUUAUUCUCCUUUCACUUUCACCGUCUUUUGCAAUAUAAAUAAUGUCUUAUCAUACGAAGUAGAAGAACCUGAAAUGCAGAAAAGCUACAGGGACACCGAAGUUUUAGAGAUGACUCCGAGCAGGCGCCGCCAUGUGAAAUCUCUGUAGAACACGACCACUAUUAGCUGCGUAUUGAGAACUAAGAUGAAAGGCAAGUAGAAGGCGGUGAGUUGUAAUGCCAGCGGGCUCACUCCGCCAGCGUGACCCCUUCAGGAGUCAACAGUGAACGAGACACCACGGCGGUAAGUAGCCGGAGGUGGUUCUCAAACAGAAGGAUUGCGCAACAAAAUUAUGUCCGGAAGGUUGUCGUCCAGCAACAUCUUGCUCUAAAGCUGGUUCGUCUGGUAAUGCAAGUCGCCAGCUCGACUCUGCAGAGACGCGCGGCCUGCCUCUCUCGUAAAGCGGACGACGUACGAAAUGCUGGACGGAGCAGUUUGUUCUGGAACCGACGCGAACCCAGUCCGCCAAUGCACGAUAGCCACUGCUGCUGGGCGGCGUUUCGUUUGAGGAGAGGCAGGGGCCGCCGCGGGCGCAGCUGCGAAGAUGCCGCCGUGGCACUACGUAUCUUGGCGAAGGUCCGGGCCAAGGGCGCUUCAUUGUGUGCGAGAGGCGUUCGCGAUCGCGAGGAGCUUUUGGCUGGCGUUGGCCUGAAAAAUCUGAAGAUAUAGAUGAAUUAUCACAGGCCGAUGAACUACACCUAGCCACUGCACCACAGGGAAGCAUCCAGCAGUCGAGUUUCUUAUCGGCGACGCCAUCUCCAGGUCGUCGCGAAAUCAUCAAGCAAGACGCGGAAACUAUACUUAGCGCAAAAGUUAAAAAAAGCUAAAGGAACAACCAAUGUGGUACUAGAUCUGCAUAGACAAACAACCACCGCUAAGGAUUCCUAAGUCUAGAUCGUGCAGCAGCUUCUGUUCGUAAUAUUUCGCAACUUUCAUUCCAUAUAGGUCGAAGUAGGCCCGCGCUUCUGUUGCGGGUUGUACGUUUCCACAUCCGAACCGUGGCCCGCCUUAAAGGUAGUAGAGAUAGAGUAGCAGCAGGCUUCAAUCAUGCCCGUUCUACACCUGGAAUGGUAGUUUUUGUUUCCUUUGCUUAUCUUUUUGCAGUCGUAGCUGCCGUGGUAGGCGUUUAUUCUAUUUUUCUUUGAAGUUCGCACCUUUUCUCGUUUGGUCAACUCGUGUUCUUUUACUUUUUUACGUAACGUUAUAAAGGUAGUCGCAUUUUAACCUAAAAAAGAUCGCGCCGCUAAACUGAUAAGUGAUAAGCUAUUUUCUACUGGCUGUGCAGCGCGACAGCGCCGCAACGCAACUAACAACACCUGGCUGCAUGGUCUCCGCAGCCGUCAGUAGAUGAGAUGUCGGCGAUGCUACCCAGCACCAAAUCAAACACUUGAAGAAGAAGUUGAAGCAAUUGGAUCGAGAACAAUUCCAAUUGACCGUGCAUGAUCUUGAAUCGAGGAUGAUGGUGGGGGCUCGGCUAUUAUUCGCUUCAAUUGUCGCAUUAGCAAUAGCACAAGACUACUGAUUAAACUUACUUCAUCAGGACCUUCCGAACCGUGCUGGAGCAGAACAUGCCGCAGCAGGUGUUUCAAGAUUUUUCGUCGGUGUUCGGAAACGCGUCGCAGAUACCACAUAAACAGUUUCCCCUCAACAUCCCAAAGCCCCUACCAGAAGGUGUGAAUGAAGACAGCAUUCCGCUGGUGAAUAGGGUCGUGUUUUCCGGGUGGUGGCAAUGGAUUUGUGCAAUUCGUCAGAUAUCAAGCAAGACCGGCACUAGAGGCACGAUAUUUGCAUAUACAUAGACAUACUCGUAGUUGCAUAUCUGUGUAUGCAUUAUGAUAGGUAUUGAGGUGGGAUAUUGACAGGAGCAGAACUUGCAGCAUAUCGUUUUUUGUUGGGAGGUCACCUCGAGGAAGCUUUGCAGCUCAAGAUUUCUUAAUUUGUGCGCUCCUUGUAAGCCGUUUUCCUUUGAUAUCUCGGAGAAGUGCGGGAGGCGCACUACUACGUCGUGAACCCCGAGCCGCCCUAUAAUCCGGAGCAAAAGCAUCUGAUGCGAUUUGCGGAUUACAACCCACCCGAAAAGACGCUGCACGAGCACACGCAGACGUACGCGAAAUCGAAUGGUAGGUAUCGCGCAAUGGUGCGGGCGCAAACUUUCCAGCAAUCGUCAGUUUUCUACGACACCAAUCAGGAGUACGGAAUCGAUCACAACAUGCGAGUUGAGCGUCGUGUUGACGUGAACAUGAACAAUCUUGUCGCAGCUCGGACUGGGGUGGCGGUAGGGGUAGCGAACUUUAACACGCUGACGUAAAUCUGUUGCGGGCGUGCAACAAGUAGAAUCAUGUUGAUGAUGAUCUUGUUCGAUUGAUAAUACCUCCUGGUGCUUCUUCAUGGACGUGUCUGACGCAGUUGAAAAAACGUAGACAAUUAGCUUAUUUUUCGCGCUCACUUACUUCUGUCUCUGUAUGGAAGAAGAAAAAAUAAAAAACGGACAGAGUGCAGAGCCGGCUCAUCCUUAUCUGGCUAUGAAAAAAAAUUUUUAAAUUGAAAAACAAAAUAAAUCAACCUCAGAUUCUUCAAGAAAUUACUGUAUAUUUUUUCAAUGGUCUUCAAGAAAUAUGGAAAAAAAUAACGUCAACGCCAGGAGCCCGCGCUCUCCCAUGUAAGCGCGAAGCACGAAUGUUAGCAAACGCUUUUGAUUAUUUGACUUUGAUUCGCAAAUACAUGAUCUACUACUACUGUCUACCCCUUCUGUUCUGAUGUGUGCGACGUGGUGCUUAGGGUUGCCUGACUGCUGCAUUGAGCCCGGCUAACGUAACGGCGCUACGUGGGCCGACAUCUCUUAUCUGAUACAUAUCCAUAUGGC
Amoebophrya sp. A120 is the source of this 7774-nucleotide messenger RNA. Lineage: Eukaryota; Dinophyceae; Syndiniales; Amoebophryaceae. The record is from the annotation of a GenBank genome assembly.